Molecule: messenger RNA, 1176 nt
Organism: Rotaria sp. Silwood1
Lineage: Eukaryota; Metazoa; Rotifera; Eurotatoria; Philodinida; Philodinidae
Source: the annotation of a GenBank genome assembly
AUGUUAUCACGACUCUAUGUACCUUGUUCAUCAUUAAAUCCCGAAGAUAUAAAAAGUCUUGUUCAGUUAUGUUUAUCGCAAGAAAAAUAUCGUGUUGAUAUGCAUGGAGGUCGUAAAGCAGCACUUAAAUAUUUAGUAAACUUUCAAUCAACUGAAUUGAAUUUAUCAUCUUAUAUCGAUUUAAAAAUAUUAGAAAGAUUAAAAGAUGAAAUUAAUCAGUUAAAAAAUAUUGAUCUUUAUAAAAAAGAAUUUGAUGAAAAUCAAGAUGAUACAUUUGAACCGUACUGGGAAUUAAAAAAUCAGUCACGUAAAAUUCAUCAAAUAGCUAAAGCUAAUCGAAAAUUUACACAAGUUUGUUUUCCACCUGAGCAAUUAAAAGUAUAUUUUAAUCCAGCACAAAUAGCUAAUAUACCUUAUUCACACGGAACUUAUGAAUCAUGUGGUUUUGUUGAUAGUGAUGCGAGAGAUAAUAUGAUUAAAUAUCCUAUUAUUGAACGUCAUAAUAAAGGUCAAAUAAAUACAAUACAAGGAAGAAUUCAACAAGUUAUUUUUAGUAUUCCACCUGAAAAACAAAUUAUUAUUUUAGAUUUUGCUGAUGAAAGAAUGCCUGGCGGGCUUUUUCUUUAUGGAGCUACAACACAAGAAGAAACAAUUUGUUAUAAUUCCAAUGCAUAUCGCGCUUUACUUGAUUUUAAAUAUGAACGAUUUGAUGGAGGUUUCAUGAUUCCAGAAUUUGGUUGUUUAUAUAUAAAACGUGCUCAAUUUUUUAAACCAAAUCAACCAAAUGAGUAUCGAUAUGUUGAUAUUAUUGCUGCUGCUUGUUAUGAUUUAACUGGAGAACAUGGUUUACAUAAGAGACCAAAUUCUCCUCAAGAUAUUGAAAAGAACACUGAAAAAAAAUUAGAAACUAUAAUUGCUGCUGCACAAGCAAAUAGUGACGAUAAUGGAAAAAAUACUUAUCUUAUUUUAGGUCCUAUUGGAUGUGGAGCUUUUCAAAAUAAAAUACAAACUAUUGCAAAAUUAUGGGCUAAAGUUUUAUUAAAACCAUUAAAUACUAAUUUAGGUACUGAACAAUAUCAUGUUUUUGAACAAAUUUGGUUUCUUAGUGGUACAGACGAGAAAUUAAAAGUUUUUGAAGAUGCUUUUCAUCUUGAUUCUCAACAAAGAUUAAAAUAA